AUUAGGUGUCAUUUUUUAUUCUUUUCUUUCGUAGUUACUAGCUGUAUAGCUGUGUUACCUAGCGUUACUUUGACGUUUAUUGCGCGUCGUUUUUGUUUUGAUUGAUUCACGGCCAUCGUUUUUUAGGUGUUUUAUUUAAUUGCUCUGUAGUGUAGAGUAAAUUUGUAUUUGUUCAAUCGAUAUCUAUUAUGAAUUCCAAUCAACCAAAUAAAGGAUCUUCUGGUGUUCCAGGAACAAAAAAACAGCAAAAAGGUUUUAAUGAUCUGGCUGCUAUUCCACAAUCAGCUCCAACUAAAGAAAAUCAACAAUUCGAACAACAAAUUUCAAUACUCAAAAGUAAAUUACUUGUUCCUAAAAGAAGAAAUCCUAAAACUGGAGGUACUAUAGGACGUGCAACUGAGAUUGAUGUGAAUCAUCUUCCUCUUAAACUUGACAAAUUGUUCAAAAAAACUGUCUGCCACAUAGAUGUACAAUUCAAACCAGAACUACCAAAAAAACUUCUUAGAAAUGCUUUGGAAGAAUUUAUUAUCAAACAUUACCCAAAACUUAAUUUUGCAUUUGAUGGACGGAGGAAUAUGUUUACUACUACAGAAAUAAAAGGGAGAAGUGAUUUAAUUACGGUUUUAAAUGAAGAAAGUGAUGGAACCGUGGAAUUUACUAUUUCGACCUCAGUUGUUAAUAGGAUUCCAAUGAUUAAAAUUCAGGAUUAUUUAAAAUCUGGAUCAUCCUAUCAACCCCCAGGAGAAGCAUUUCAAGCACUGGAUAUCAUACUAAAAAAUCGACCAUUUUCGUUAAGAUUCAUUAAUGUUGGAAGAUCAUUUUAUCCACUACCGCGUAAUAUACCAGUUGACUUAGGUGAUGGACUGGAAUUAUGGAAAGGAUUUUUUCAAAGUCCUUCUAUGGGCUGGAAACCUUAUCUUAAUGUAGAUGUGGCAAACAAAGGAUUUCCUAAACACCAACCAUUAAUAACUUACAUUACAAAUGAAAUGCAUUGUAAUCUAAAUUCAGAAAUGAAUCCUAAGGAUAUCAGCACAUUAUUAGAUUAUGUUAAAGGAAUAAGUGUUGAGUUUAUGGUUCCAAUGCAACCUAAUACAAAACGUGUCCAUAAUGUAAUCGGUCUUCUUGAUAGUGCCUCUAAACAUACUUUUGAAAUCAAAGAUUCUGUCAAAGGCAACCAAACAAUAAACGUAAUACAAUAUUACAAGAUUGUACGAAACUAUGAUAUUAAAUAUUCAAAUUUACCUUGUUUACAUGUUGGAAAAAUUAAUAAAAAAACUGCUAUUCCAAUUGAACUAUGCAUCGUUCAAAGGGGACAAGUUAAUUUGAAAAAAUUAACUGAAAAGCAAAAUAAUUCUAUGGCGAAGAAUACAGUUCGGCCUCCCGUAGAACGGCGACAAGCUAUUGAAAGCGCCUUCAGAAACAUUAGAUUUGAUGAAGAUCCUGUAUUAAAAGAGUUUGGUAUUAGUAUUAAAGAACAGUUUGCUUCAGUACCAGCUAGAGUUUUGGAUCAACCUUUCUUGGCAUAUGCUGAAAAUAGGGAAAUUAAACCAAAAGCAGGUAUUUGGAAAGUAGAUAAAUUUUCUAAAGCUGUAUUUAUUCAAAAAUGGGUUGUGUUGAAUCUAGACCAACGAAUUAGUAUUACACACAUCAAAAACUUUGAAGAGAAUUUGAUAAAGAGUGGUAAAGAUUUGAAUGUUGCUAUAAACCCAAUGGAUCCUGUGAUAAACAAUUUUUCAUCAAAGAAUUUUGAAGAAGAUGAAUUGAAGUCUACAAUUGAGAAAAUCUUUAAGAAACUAAAAGCUUGUAACACAGAGAUAGUUUUUGUUGUCAUUCCAGAUUUUCAAGUAGGAGUUUAUGCUAUUAUUAAGCAAAAAUCAGAAUUGGAAAUUGGUAUUCUUACUCAAUGCUUGAAAUCUAAGACUAUGUCUAAUAUGAAUUUAUCUUCGGCUUCCAAUCUUCUUCUAAAAAUAAAUUCAAAAUUGAAUGGAAUCAAUCACACUGUUGCUAAUAAAAGCAGUCCACCUUGCAUGGUUGGUGCAAUUAUUUUUGGAGGUGAUGUGACACAUCCAUCUACUGACACUACGACUUCUAAUCCAUCAGUUGCUGCUGUAGCAGCUAGUCAUGAUAUUAAUGGAAGUCAAUAUAAUAUGGAAUGGCGCUUACAACCUCCUAGAGUAGAAAUUAUUCAAGAUCUCGAAGACAUUGUUCAUAUACAGUUGCUUAAAUUCAAAGAAAGGACAAAAACCGUGCCAAGGAAAAUAUUUUAUUUUAGAGAUGGUGUUUGCGAAGGUCAAUUUAUGCAGUUGUUGGAACAUGAAUUGGUUGCUAUUCGUAGAGCUUGCCUUAGACUCCAUAUAAACUACAAACCUUCAGUGACAAUUUUGGUUGUUCAGAAACGUCAUCAUACAAGGAUGUUUCCCAAGUUCAACUGUGAUAUGGACGGAAAGAAUGGUAAUAUUAUUCCUGGCACAAUUGUGGACACUCAAAUUACACAUCCAACAGAACUUGAAUUUUAUUUAUGUAGCCACGCUAGUAUUCAAGGCACAUCCAGACCAACCAAGUAUCAUCUUAUAUGGGAUGAAAAUAAUUUGACCGAAGAUCAGUUGGAACAUCUGACAUUUUACCUUUGUUUCAUGUUUGUCCGUUGUACUCGUUCUGUUGCAUAUCCAGCGCCUACAUAUUAUGCCCAUUUAGCUGCAUUUAGAGCACGAAGUUAUAUUGAAAAUAAAAUCAUCGACGUCAAUCGUUUAGAUGAGGAGCAAUCCAAAAAUAAACUGAACCAUUCAUUUACAGUUAAUACACCGAUGUUUUUUAUUUAAAUAUUUUUAUUUUUUUUAAUCUUAAUUUUUUUUUGUAAUGAUAAAUUACUCUUUUCAAAUAUUUCUAUAUUAUUGCUUAUAAAUACAGUAUAACUUGCUUAAGGCGCUUUGCA
Molecule: messenger RNA, 2932 nt
Organism: Melanaphis sacchari
Lineage: Eukaryota; Metazoa; Arthropoda; Insecta; Hemiptera; Aphididae
Product: protein argonaute-2-like
Exons: 17
Coding region: 189-2819 (876 amino acids)
Molecular function (GO): protein binding; RNA binding
Source: RefSeq, a predicted model, not a curated record